Epithele typhae is the source of this 3372-nucleotide messenger RNA. RefSeq lists its product as uncharacterized. The record is from RefSeq and is a predicted model, not a curated record. The transcript is spliced from 21 exons. Lineage: Eukaryota; Fungi; Basidiomycota; Agaricomycetes; Polyporales; Epitheliaceae. The coding region runs from base 1 to 3372 and encodes 1123 amino acids.
AUGCCUGAGGUGAAGAUACGUCUCGAAGAGCAAGAGUUCAUUGCGCAGCAGCUUGCUGAUCCCGAAGUGCAAGCGACGCUGCAGCAACGUGGGACAUACGGGGUGCAAACGACCGUCCGUGACAUUCUACUAACACGUUACAUGACACGGUUCAACCACCUGCUCCCUGGCGAGCCUGAACAGGUGUACUUGGAACGUCAGAAGCGUCAGAGGGGUCGCGGAAAACCGCGUCGGCAGGCAGAAACCGAAGCGGAGAUGAAGGAUCGCAUGACAAUGGCAGGCUCGCGUAUAUUGAACCACAUCAAGGCCUGGGUGAGGAAGAAUGUCCCGGUCGGUGAUGCGUCCACGGCGUCUGCUGAAUCGGCGACCGCACCAGUGGGUGACCUCAAGCGGGAGGCCGCCCCGCGACUCGGCGCAUACAGGGAGUUCCUUAACAGCGAUCACCCGGACGUGCCCCAGAUGGACGUCACCCUGUCGCGUCCGGAGCGUAUGGCUAAAUUCAACCGGGAGGGACGUCGGGCGUUCAAAAACCUCGGUGAGGAAGAUCGGGCGUUCCUCGAGCGGCAGGUGGAGAAGAAACGCCAGGCGGUUGCGUCCAAUGACCGUCUUGACGAACUCCGCCGGCAGUUGUACGUCGUGCAGCUGCGCUCAACCCACCAAGCCAAAAUGAAGGGAUGGCAGAGAAUGACGGGCUGUGUCGGCCUGUCCAUGAUAGGAGGUCUUGAUGAGACGGGCCAGCUAUUCAUCUCGGUCGCCACUACUGGGAAGGAUCCGACGGGCCGCUCGUUUCCUGCGGCCCUGCAAGACAGUCUCGAUGUGCAGCCCACCCGGCUGGAGUCGGAGUUCGCUCACUGGGUGCACAGGAUCUUCGACCGGGGCGGCACGUCUACGCCCGCGCAUUCAUCUGACAGCGACCAUGUGGCCUCGAACAGUCCUACACUCCCAGGCCCUCCUCGUACCAGUGCUGGGUCGGUGAUGUCCGCCGAGCCUACCAACAGCAGUGGACUGGCGCAUGGGCUCGAUGCCUCCAGCCUCUCCAUACCUGUUGCCGCGCUGUCGGAGUUGGCCCCAUCGGUGGGCAGGAAAGGGCCCGUGCCACCCCGGUCUCGCCGUCCGCCGGUGACAGCGGCAUCCGUGGAGAACGGCACAUCCUCUUCCGCGAAGCCCAAUACGCGCGCUAUCAUCCCCAAACUCAAUAUGGUUAUACCGGCCGGCAGCAAAACCUCGACGAAUACCCAGAAGGCUCGCGCCCAGGCGAAGGCGUUCACAUCAAAGCCCAGCGCACGGGCCAAACGCCAGGCCAAGAUGCCAGUCGCCGCUUGUGAUCCUAAGGAGCGGCAUGCGAGGACGCUGCAGGGAGCAGCGCUGCGCCGGAUGACGGAGAUCGAAACACCGCACAGGACGCCGCUGUUACUGCUGACGGGGGCAGACCAAAAGGUCUGCGAGCAUGCGCUCAUCUGGGUUCCCGGUGAAGGCUCCUGGGGGGAGCGCGGACCCCAGACGCAGAUAGGACAACCCCGUUUAGAGACCGAGAACCACAUCAUCUGCCCUACUCGCCCUUCAACAGCCUUUUUCUUCCUGGCCCGUGUCGCUGCGGUCAACCGAUUCCGCACCUUGCUGCUUCCCGCUCAAGGCUCCCCCUCCUCUCAGUACAGUCAAGCGCUCAAAGAACUCUGCUGGCUCGGGCUCGAGCACCGACUCCCUCCUGAACUCGUCAACUAUUCUGAAGCGGAGCAGGCCAUAACAAACCCGGUCCCCGAAGACCAGCUUGCUGCUAUCGAAGCGCAGCGUGAAGCCGACCGUCUCACCAAGGUGUCCAAGGCCGCUGUUCAAAAUCUGGCCAAUACGCCGGUCAAGAGCAAGGGCAAGGGCAAGGGUAUCGCCCUUGUCAACUCCAGCGAUGAUUCUCCCCUCAUUGACUUCCCUUCAAGCGCCAGCCUUAGCCCGGUGCUAACUCAGAAGUAUACGAAACCGGCAAUCGACAAGGGUAAGGCGAAGGCCAACAUGAAAUCACGCGCGCCCUCCCCAGUUGUGUGGGUGCCUUCGAGCACCAGCACCACGCCGGAGCAGCUUGAAGCUGAUGCGCUGCUCGCUCGGUCGCUCAGCCAGGAUGAAGUGUUUCCCCCAGACACAACACAGAACGAUGCAGCGCUUGCUCGGUCGCUCCAGGAUCUCCUGGACAACGGGGGCAUAGUCGACGAUGACGAAGUCCCUCCUUGGAAGGCCCGACAACGCCCUGGGCGUGCGUCCGCCGCCUGCAGGUCGCCUAGCGUGGACGAUUCUCCCAGCGUGCUGGCCGCUGCUCGGCGCAAGCUUACGCAAUCUCGGAAGCCGGUCAAGGAGUCGCCCCUAAAGGGUUUACUGAGCAUCAGCGACAGCGACAACGGUGAUGAGCUCUUUGCUUUCGCUGAGAGCGACGACGACACCCCCAGCGAUCUCGCCUCCCAGAACCAGGGCUCAAACAAGGAGAACAGCGGUCCUUACGGCAAGGGCCUCGCUCGCGACGGCGACAUGGUUACUACAACCUCUGGCAAGCGCCGUUAUUCCGUCAUCUCCCUCUCUUCGGACGACGAGAACGAUGGCCCGCCCCCGCUCAAGACUGUGAAGAUCAAGGAGGAACCGACCGAACACGUUCUUCGCGACCUCCUGGAAGUCGCGACCACCCCUUCUACGUCCCACCCGCUUACAGGCCAAGGGCCUGGGGUUACAUCCAAGGUCGCUGAGGUGCCCUCGCCCAAGCGACCCUCUGCCGACACGAACACCCUUCUGCCAGCCAUUGAGGGCGUCCGGGACCUCCGGCCCUGGCUCGUCGGAUCCGAGGUCGUCAACUCGUGGGUCCUUAAGCCCCCGGGCCGUGGAGCUGUCGCGGGGCCGUCGCGCGGGCCUCGGACGCUUUUCCUCCGUGACGACUACACCGGUGCCAGCGCCAACGCUGCAGAGGUCCAAGCUGCCGUGAAGGGCAUCUCACCUACUCUCCUUGCGGCCUUCGUCGGCCGCUGCCUGCCCCAGGCGGCGCACGCUCUGCGGCCUUUCGACAUGAAACUCGACAAGGCCAACGAGGACAUCCCCUGGGGUGACAAGCCGUGGGUUCUGACGACCAAAAUAUACGUAGAGGACGAUGAAGGUCCGCUCCAUCGGAUGCAAGGCGUGGCGUCUAAGGUCACAGACAUCAUCGCGAUGGACAUCUUCUCGCUCUCCGACAUCAUGGGGGCCUACGGCUGUGCAAAAUUUCAGCUUGGGCACAAGCAGUGCUCUGGGGAAACCACCUGGGAGCCCCGUGACCUUUUCGACACCAUCAACAUCGGCUGGCCAAAGGUGACCACCAUUGUACUCGCUCUCCCCCACGUAACGCUUGAGAACAUAAUCAUCUAA